Messenger RNA from Penicillium paradoxum, 450 nucleotides. Its product is annotated as calmodulin. The record is from RefSeq and is a predicted model, not a curated record. Gene Ontology annotation, molecular function: enzyme regulator activity; calcium ion binding. Lineage: Eukaryota; Fungi; Ascomycota; Eurotiomycetes; Eurotiales; Aspergillaceae. Gene Ontology annotation, cellular component: central plaque of spindle pole body. Gene Ontology annotation, biological process: spindle pole body organization. Bases 1 to 450 code for a protein of 149 amino acids. The transcript is spliced from 6 exons.
AUGGCUGAUUCUUUGACCGAAGAGCAAGUGUCCGAGUACAAGGAGGCCUUCUCCCUGUUUGACAAGGAUGGCGAUGGACAAAUCACCACCAAGGAGCUUGGCACCGUCAUGCGCUCGCUGGGCCAGAACCCCUCCGAGUCCGAGCUGCAGGAUAUGAUCAACGAGGUUGAUGCCGACAACAAUGGCACCAUCGACUUCCCCGAGUUCCUCACCAUGAUGGCUCGUAAGAUGAAGGAUACCGAUUCUGAAGAGGAGAUCCGCGAGGCGUUCAAAGUGUUCGAUCGUGACAACAAUGGAUUCAUUUCCGCCGCCGAGCUGCGCCACGUCAUGACCUCUAUCGGCGAGAAGCUCACCGACGAUGAGGUUGAUGAGAUGAUCCGCGAGGCGGAUCAGGAUGGUGACGGCCGGAUCGACUACAACGAGUUCGUCCAGCUCAUGAUGCAAAAAUAA